CUAGGAUUGAUUAAUCGAAAACAAUGUUGAGAACGAUUAAGUUCUUAACGUUGCUGUGGUUUUUCGGCACCGCAUUUGACAUUCCAGUCGAAGCAGGAGAAAUACUGAAUCAUCUGAUUAACAGCUGUAGCCAAGGUUUGGCUGUCACCGAGGAACUGGCCGAGCGUUAUCGGCGGAUAGACUUUCCGGACGAUCCUACCACUAAAUGUGUGCUAAGGUGUAUGGCUUUGACUUUGGGAGUUUACGAUGAUAAAAAUGGGAUACACAUGGGGAACACUUGGUUAAUGUUCCGUGGAGAGCGCACAUCGCCGGCUGACGAGAAAGAGUUUGCUGAGCAGCACUAUCGAUGUAUCGAACGUAAUCUUAACCGAGUUGCAAGGAGGGAUUACUGCGGUCGUGUUUAUGGUACUUACCUGUGCUACAGGGAGGAAUUCCAGGCUUUGGUUCACAAGAUGCGAAGGUUAAGUGGGUUGGUUUGAUUGAGUUUCUGGGAAUAAAAUGUUCAUUGUCUGAGUCGCCAUAGCUUAGGUUUUUUUUCCAAUGUAAUUCAUUUUGGUAAUAGAUUAAAAUAAUACAGUGUGAACUCGGUCUGAUGAAGUGAAACUAUUUUUUGACGUAAAACUACGUUUUCUU
This is a messenger RNA of Wyeomyia smithii (pitcher-plant mosquito), 633 nucleotides long. Its product is annotated as general odorant-binding protein 99b-like. The record is from RefSeq and is a predicted model, not a curated record. Gene Ontology annotation, molecular function: odorant binding. Bases 24 to 479 code for a protein of 151 amino acids. The transcript has 2 exons. Gene Ontology annotation, biological process: sensory perception of smell. NCBI's taxonomy places the organism in Eukaryota, Metazoa, Arthropoda, Insecta, Diptera, Culicidae.